Molecule: messenger RNA, 660 nt
Organism: Didymella exigua CBS 183.55
Lineage: Eukaryota; Fungi; Ascomycota; Dothideomycetes; Pleosporales; Didymellaceae
Exons: 3
Coding region: 143-484 (113 amino acids)
Source: RefSeq, a predicted model, not a curated record
CCUGCAGCCCCCCGGACUCCAAGACACUGAAGUCCAUCCUCCGCUCACAUUCUCCCGUUAUUCAUCACACCAUUGCAUUUUAAGAGAUUUAGAGCUCUCACCACCAAACCCCACACCUCGAACCACACCACGACAGCAUACAAUGUCUCCUCUUUCAGUACCCAAGAUCUUUAUGGCCGGCGGUGCCGUGGGCUUCGGCUACUACCUGUACAUGCGCCAGUACUGGUUCCCCAACCCCUACAAGACACAGGGAGUUCAGAACAUUGAGGACCGCUUCUCCGCCGGCGGAGGCCACCCCACACACGCGCCCGCCCAGGCCAGCAUGCGAGGCACAUCAACGGACAACGAGGGUAGGAAAGAGGGUGGAAGCAACAAGGGCCCGGACUCGGAGCACUUCAGGAGCAACCACUCGUCCCAGCAGGGUGAACCCGUGUGGCCGGCCAAGUUCUACGAGCAGCAGUACAACAACCCCAAGGGCAAAUAAACAGCUCACUCGGGCAUUGAGCAUGCACAGAACCACAUAUUGUGGACACAAACACCCAAAGGCCUCUGAGGCCAUUGAUGCAUCGAUCGGAGAGCUGGGCGCUCUGAAAACACGAAGGACAGAGUCCCGGUGCGCAUAUCGCAUGGCACCCGUCGACAACCAUUACUACAAAUGAG